GGUCUGGAGCCACCAGCAGGGCUGAUAAAGUCUCCUGGGUAGGGGCUAGGAGGGGCAGACUGACGCUGGCUGGCUGGGGGUUCACACGCACGGGAGCUGCACCCGGGGGAGGACAGACCGAGAACAUUGUCCUCGUGAGAACAUGGCCGAGGCAGAAGCAGCGCAGCUGAAGGAGGAGGGGAACCGGCAUUUCCAGCUCCAGGACUACAAGGCCGCAGCAAAGAGCUAUAGCCAAGCCCUGAAGCUGACCAAGGAUAAGGCCCUCCUGGCCACGCUCUAUCGGAACCUGGCAGCCUGUGGCCUGAAAACGGAGAGCUAUGCUCAGGCGGCUUCAGAUGCCUCGAGAGCCAUCGACAUCAACUCCUCGGACAUCAAGGCUCUGUAUCGGCGAAGCCAGGCACUGGAGCACCUGGGGGAGUUGGCCCAGGCCUUCAAGGAUGUGCAAUGCUGUGCCACCCUGGAGCCACAGAACCCGAACUUCCAGGAGACACUGAGGAGGCUCAACGCCAGCAUCCAGGAGAAGCUCCGUGUGCAGUACUCCACAGACUCGAGGGUACAGAACAUGUUUGAGAUUCUCCUGGACAGAAACAGUGAAGCUGAUAAGCUGGAGAAGGCGGCCAGAAACCUCAUUGUCCUCAGCCGUGAGGAAGCAGGGGCCGAGAGGAUCUUCCAGAACAACGGUGUGGCCCUGUUGCUGCAGCUUUUGGACACUAAGAGGCCAGAGCUGAUGUUGGCUGCAAUACGGACCCUGUCGGGCAUGUGCAGUGGCCACCGAGCUAGGGCCACAGCGAUUCUCCACGCAGUCCGGAUAGACCGAAUCUGCAGCCUCAUGGCCGUGGAGAAUGAGGAGCUGCCUCUGACCGUCUGCAACCUGCUCCAGGCCAUCAUCGACUCUCUGUCUGGGGAGGACAAGCGAGAGCAUCGAGGGACGGAAGAGGCCCUGGUUCUGGACACCAAGAAGGACCGGAAGCAGAUCACCAACCACCUGCUUGACAUGCUGGUCAGUAAGAAGGUGUCUGGCCAGGGCAGGGAUCAGGCCCUGAACCUGCUCAGUAAGAACGUCCCCAGGAAGGACCUCGCCAUUCAUGACAACUCACACACCAUCUAUGUAGUGGAUAACGGCCUGAGGAAGAUCCUGAAGGUAGUGGGGCAGGUUCCAGAUCUGCCGUCCUGCUUGCCCCUGACUGACAACACCCGAAUGCUGGCCUCUAUCCUCAUCAACAAGCUCUACGACGACCUGCGCUGUGACCCGGAGCGGGAUAACUUCCGCAAGAUCUGCGAGGAGUACAUCACGGGCAAGUUUGACCCCCAGGACAUGGACAAGAAUGUGAUUGCCAUCCAGACGGUGUCAGGGAUCCUGCAGGGCCCCUUUGACCUGGGCAAUCAGCUGCUGGGACUGAAAGGAGUGAUGGAGAUGAUGGUGGCUCUGUGUAGCUCAGAGCGUGAGACGGACCAGCUGGUGGCCGUGGAGGCCCUCAUCCAUGCCUCCACCAAGCUCAGCCGUGCCACAUUCAUCAUCACCAACGGCGUGUCACUGCUCAAAAAUAUCUACAAGACCACCCAAAACGAGAAGAUCAAGAUCCGCACGCUGGUGGGACUCUGUAAACUUGGCUCUGCAGGAGGCACAGACUAUGGUCUCAGGCAGUUUGCAGAAGGGUCGACAGAGAAGCUGGCCAAACACUGCCGCAAGUGGCUGUGCAACACGUCCACAGACACCCAGACCCGGCGAUGGGCAGUGGAGGGCCUGGCCUACCUCACGCUGGACGCCGACGUGAAGGAUGACUUUGUUCAGGACAUCCCUGCCCUGCAGGCCAUGUUGGAGCUGGCCAAGACCCCUGACAAGACCAUCCUGUACUCGGUGGCCACCACCCUGGUGAACUGUACCAACAGCUACGACGUCAAGGAGGUCAUCCCUGAGCUGGUGCAGCUGGCCAAGUUCUCCAAGCAGCACGUGCCCGAGGAGCACCCCAAGGACAAGAAGGACUUUGUGGACAAGCGGGUGAACCGGCUUCUGAAGGCCGGCAUCAUCUCAGCGCUGGCCUGCAUGGUGAAAGCAGACAAUGCCAUCCUCACUGACCAGACCAAAGAGUUGCUGGCCAGGGUAUUCCUGGCACUGUGUGACAACCCAAAGGACCGAGGUACCAUUGUGGCUCAAGGUGGUGGCAAGGCCCUGAUUCCCCUGGCUUUAGAGGGCACAGACGUGGGCAAGGUGAAGGCAGCCCAUGCUCUAGCGAAGAUCGCUGCAGUCUCCAAUCCAGACAUCGCCUUCCCUGGGGAGCGGGUGUACGAGGUGGUGCGGCCCCUUGUGAGACUCCUGGACACACAGAGGGAUGGGCUCCAGAACUACGAGGCUCUCCUAGGCCUCACCAACCUGUCUGCGCGGAGUGACAAACUCCGGCAGAAGAUCUUUAAGGAGAAGGCCUUGCCAGAUAUUGAGAACUACAUGUUUGAGAACCAUGACCAGCUGCGGCAGGCAGCCACCGAGUGCAUGUGCAACAUGGUGGUGAGCAAGGAGGAGGAAAACCUGAUCCAUGAGAGCCUUUUAAAGUCAAAAGAAGUAAAGCUACCACAGUCCAUCAGGGAGCUGGCCUGAGGCUGGGCUGGGGGCCUGGCAGCCACGUGGGAGAAGAGAGUGUAUCCAAAGACAGCGGAGGGGAGAGUGAUGGGAUGGGGAGCAGCCUCCCCGGCGGGGAGCACCAGCUGCCACAACAACCCGAAUCAAAAUGAACAGUGGUCCCAACAGGAAAGAAGUUCAUUUCUCACUCACAUCAUUUCUCGCUCACGUUGGGAUCAGGUGGCUCGCUUCCAAGCAAUGACUUAGGGAUGCAGCCAUCUUCAAUCAUCAAUAACUAUACCCCCCCUCCAAAAAAAGAACUGUCUCUCCCUCUGCCACCUUGAGAGUGGUCUCCAUUCAGAUGGGGAAUGGGGAGACAGACCACAGGAGAGACCCCUGUAGCGCUCCACUAUGGUGGCCUGGAAGUGACACACAUUACAUCCAUUCAUGUUCUGUAAUGAGAAUGAGGUCAUGGCCGUAUUUAGUGCAAGAGAUGGGGAAUGCAGUCCUUUUGGGACAGCUGCUUUCCAGUCACACCUGUGCCCCGUGAGGGGACUGCGCUGACUGUCAGUAUACUCUUACCUCUGAGGACCACUGCUCCAGCUUCAGGGAGUUGUAGGUAGAGGUUUAUAACCUGGGCAGCUGUGACCUUUGACCCCUCUUGGCGUUCCCCUUCUAGGACACCUCACCCAACAAAAUGCCCUUAAAUUUAACCAACCAGAUUUUACUAUAGAGCAGAGGGGUGGGGAGGGUCAGUGUGCUUUCAGACAUGUCAGGGCCCUGGGCCCCGGGAGGCUCUUCUCCUGGCUUUUGGGUGCUUGGGAAGCCUCAUCCCUCACCUGGUGAAUGGUACAGCAGCUCUUGAGUACCAUGUAAACUACCCAACUGUCUACUGCUCUUGCCAAGCCUCUGUGCCUUCAGGGACUGCAAAGUCAUUUAACGGCAGACCCUGAAGGCCCAUCCGUUGUGGGAGAAACAGUCCAGGCUUCCCCAAAGGGAAGUGAAACAUGGCUCUUCAGGCAACAUCUACCCUUCAGAAGUCUGUGCCUGCCCUUUCCCCAGGGGUUGGAGCGCUGAAUGCAAACAGAGGCGACAGCGAAUGCUAUACAAGGAACCCCUUAUUCUCUUUAACCUUUUAGCUGGAGGACUCUGUAGCACGGUCAUCUAGCUAGUCAGAGAAGACUUCCUGGAGGAGGAGGUGUCAUGGGUGAGCUGCUCAGAGAGAAGCUCUGAGGGAUCUUGGGUCAGAGAAUAUGGCUCCAGAUGCAUCUUUCCCUCUCCAGGCUGGGCAGGUGGGGGCAUUUUU
Molecule: messenger RNA, 3860 nt
Organism: Balaenoptera ricei (Rice's whale)
Lineage: Eukaryota; Metazoa; Chordata; Mammalia; Artiodactyla; Balaenopteridae
Gene: UNC45B
Product: unc-45 myosin chaperone B
Exons: 19
Coding region: 143-2593 (816 amino acids)
Molecular function (GO): Hsp90 protein binding
Source: RefSeq, a predicted model, not a curated record